AUGACAGAGCCGGAUGGCCCAUCCAUCGAUGGUUUCGCCUCCUUCGAAAGGCCCAUGGAUGAUCUGGGCAGCCCCAGCAUCAUCCUGCCCUUGCCCCGCGAGAGCCCAAGCCCUCCCAGCCCCAGUCUGUCGCAGCUGGAGCGCGCUGAGCUGGUAAAGCUACGGGAGGAGGUGGCGCAGUUGCGCUCACAGCUCGGGUCGAACGGAGCGAAGGAAUCGAGGAACAGUCUGGAGGAGACAGCGGCCUCUGGAAAAGGGGUAUGGAGCGGCCUCGAGGAGACGGCCUCCCAGCUGCGCGCGGAUCGGCUGUCGGACUGCGCCACCAGCCCUGGGUCCAGGUGCCAAUCCCUGUCUGAGACUUCGGUGAAGGCUUCCCGGUGUGACUGGGUACUGAGGGAGCGCGCGUAUUGCUGGGCCCGGGACUUCUUCCUGGACCAGCAAGUCACGCGGACGCGCGGGGAGCUCCUGGCGGCUGUCCAGAAGAACGCGGAGAUCGUGGAGUACUUUUUGAAGCACUUCGCUCCUCUUCUGGCGGGUGAUCCUAACAGGUGGGUGACUUGGGACGAGUUUGUGGACUGCUACGUGGAUCACUGCAAGCACUGCCCUCCCAGCUUGAGAGACUCCCAGCUGGAGCCGUCGAAUCACCGGCCCAGCACAUUGCCGCGCAGUUCCCAUAGCUUCAUCUCAGCAUCAGCUCAGGACGCAGAGUCACCUGUCCUUUGGGCCUUUGGGUUCUGUCGCUUCACAAAGUCUGUUUGGCUCAAGGCUCGAGUGAAGGCUGUUUCGCGAAUCCUGCGAGGAUUCGCUGCAGAUCUCCUGGUCAUCCGCAGAUGA
Effrenium voratum is the source of this 834-nucleotide messenger RNA. Lineage: Eukaryota; Dinophyceae; Suessiales; Symbiodiniaceae. The record is from the annotation of a GenBank genome assembly.